UGAUAACAAUGCUUUCGAUCUAAAAGUGUGCAACAAAAAAACCUACAAAAUCGAUUCCAUUUUGAACUAUUUGAGAAACAAAUUCAAGGUGUUAUACGUACCAGAUAAGGAAAUAUCUGUAGAUGAGUCUCUUUUGCUAUGGAAAGGAAGACUGUCUUGGAAACAGUACAUUCCAUCGAAAAGAAGUCGAUUUGGUGUUAAAUUGUAUAAGAUAUGUGAAAGUAAAUCCGGAUACAUAAGUGAUUUCAUUAUAUAUACAGGUAAAGACACGCAGUAUGGUUCGAACUAUCCAGAAGAACAGGGACCAAAUCGUAUUGUUCUUGAAUUGUGCCACGAUUUGUUGGAUAAGGGAUAUACGCUAUAUCUCGAUAAUUGGUAUACUAGUACUGAUCUAGCUGAGAAGAUGUGCAGAAGAAAAACCGAUGUUGUAGGAACAAUGCGAAAAAAUAGAAAGGGAAUACCAUCUGAUAUCAAAAAUUGUGUUUUGAAAAAAGAUGAACAUAUUGCUAGGUACAGAGACAAAAUAAUGAUUAUGAAGUGGAAAGACAAAAAGGAUGUAAUUAUAUUGAGUACUAUCCACGACAAUAAAUUUGUAGAAAUAGAAAACGAAGGAAAACGAUAUGAAAACCGGAAGUUAUCGCUGACUACAACAAAAGUAUGGGAGGAGUUGAUCUUGCUGACGGACAAAUGA
Molecule: messenger RNA, 691 nt
Organism: Stegodyphus dumicola
Lineage: Eukaryota; Metazoa; Arthropoda; Arachnida; Araneae; Eresidae
Product: piggyBac transposable element-derived protein 4-like
Source: RefSeq, a predicted model, not a curated record